Acipenser ruthenus (sterlet) is the source of this 1853-nucleotide messenger RNA. Its product is annotated as stAR-related lipid transfer protein 4-like. Gene Ontology annotation, biological process: cholesterol import; intracellular cholesterol transport; cholesterol transport involved in cholesterol storage. NCBI's taxonomy places the organism in Eukaryota, Metazoa, Chordata, Actinopteri, Acipenseriformes, Acipenseridae. The transcript has 3 exons. Gene Ontology annotation, cellular component: cytosol; endoplasmic reticulum. The record is from RefSeq and is a predicted model, not a curated record. The coding region runs from base 917 to 1249 and encodes 110 amino acids. Gene Ontology annotation, molecular function: cholesterol transfer activity; cholesterol binding.
GAACAAUAAAUAAAAUACUGCUAAAUUUCUACGGGGAAGGUAAAAUUAUUGUCAGUUACUGGCUGAAAGUUCCCAGAUUAGCUCUUUUGCUGGCAUUCAUUUCUAAUGUUAAUAGUAAUGGCUACCUGUCAUGCUUAACAGUUAUGUAUAGUGCCCUACCAAAUUCACGGUACGUUUUUAUAAAUUUCACGGUCAUAACAUUUUAAAAAUCAUAAAUUUCAUAAUUUCAGUUAUUUAAAUCUUAUAUUUCACGGUGGUGUAACAAAGUAUGAACAUGUAGUUAAAAACGGCAAAAUAUAAACAUUUAAAGCAGUGAAGUUAACAAAUGCAUGUGCCUAACAAAGCAGAUACGCUAAAAGAAAAUAAAACUGAAAUCCAGAGGAUCGCUCUGAUUGUUGCGUUUCUGUUAUUGUUAUUAUUUUUUUUAAAAACUGUUCUGGUUUUAAACGUCAUUGUAUGCAACAGUAACUCAUACUAUUCUGAAAUGCUGUUUUUCUUCAUUCCCUGUCUCUGCGGUGUAAAUACCUGUCCAUAUUUAGACACAGCACUCUCUGCAUCCACAGAGUUUGUUGGAAUUGACAGACAGCGGGGGGCGGGGCGGGUCUGUAACUGGACAAUAUAUCCAAAGACAAAAAAUUAUAAACGUGAAGUCUUUGAAAUGACUUAUUUAUUUAUUUUAUUUAUUUUUUGUCCUGCAAUGUUUUUUUAAUGUAUUUUUCUGCUCAUACUACUACUUGGUAUAUAUUUGGCUUCCAAAUUAUUUUACAUGAUCCGCUGCAGUAAUGAUUGUAGCACUCUUUGAUUUAUUUUGGACACCCAUUUAAAAAUGUAGGUCGUCUGACGGUACUACCAGUUGAGAUCCAUAGGUCUUACUAAACCUGCCCCAGAUGCCUGUGUCUACCAAUCAGGAUGUUGUAUGAUGCGCUACACCACAGCAGGGCAGCUCUGGAACAUCAUUGCUCCAAGAGAGUUCAUUGACUUCUCCAGCACCACAGAGUAUCAGGAUGGACUCCUGUCUUGUGGUGUGAGCAUCGAAUAUGGCGAGGCGGGGCAGAGCUGUGUCCGCGGGUUCAAUCACCCAUGUGGCUGGUUCUGUGUUCCACAGAAAGACAAUCCAGACCACAGCCUCCUGACGGGCUACAUACAGACUGAUCUCCGGGGGAUGCUGCCACAGUCUGCAGUGGACUCUGCCAUGGCCAGCACUCUGACUCAUUUCUAUACAGACUUAAGGAAGGCUUUGAAAAUAUAGUUUGUAAUGUUCUACACUCUUUAAAGGAGCAUAACCCAUGGCAAUGCAAAACAGCUCAGGGUAGGUCAUACAAACCUAGUAGAUGUUUUUCAGUGUUUGAUAUACUGGUUUAUGGAUAUCAUGUCAUGUGUGCAUGUAUCCUGUUUGAUAGAAGCCUUUGGUUUAGACAGGUUUCUAGUAAGAUUUUAAUUGAUGAUUGUAAUUGAAAAUUGAAAUGUGAUCCAUAUAUUCUUUCUGUGAAGAUAAGUCAGCAUGAAGACAUAAUAUACAUCUAUCGAUCUAUCUAUCUAUCUAUCUAUAUGUAAGUUCCAUCAGACAACGCCUCCUGGGUCGAGGCCAAAGUCUGGAGAAAGAUUUCCACGUCUGCCAUUUACAAAGUUCAGCACUUCUUGAUUAGUCAUCAGAAUGUAUGACGUUGUUCUAAUACUGCAGAUAGAGGAUAAGUGAUGGUUCAAAGUAUACAUUUUUUCUAGAUGUUGCAUAUAGAACAGGAACCAGUCAUACUAAUCUCAUACAUAGUCACUGUGGGUAGGGACCAUGGUUUUUACUGUUGUAGAUUCUUAGACAUUCUCAUAUAAGGACAUUAUAUAUAUAUAUAUAUAUA